This is a messenger RNA of Sclerotinia trifoliorum, 676 nucleotides long. Lineage: Eukaryota; Fungi; Ascomycota; Leotiomycetes; Helotiales; Sclerotiniaceae. The record is from the annotation of a GenBank genome assembly.
UUUACCUUCUUUUCUGCUUUGAUAGUGUACAUUUAGUGGUCGAUAUCUUUAGUCCAGAUUAAGUCGGAAUAUUCAUUCAGUUAUCAGUCUAUUCUCAUCACACCACACCUCAUCACACCACACCGCAUCGUACCACAUCUCACCAUAGCUCACUCGAAUCCAAUAAUCCUGAAACCAUCCCUUAUCAACACGCAACUUUAACAACUCUCCAACACCCACCUCCAUCUCCAUCUCAAUUUCCAUUCCAGCACCAGCCCCAUCCAACCACCAAAACCAUGCCCCCAAGCCUCCAAACCCUCUGGCAAACCCUCAAAAAGCCCUUCUCCUCCUUCCACUUCCCCAAAUUCAUCAUAACCUACCCGGAGAGUGCACAAACAGGGAACGGACCUGCGGAUUUCUUCUCCACACCCACCAGGACCGAGACUCAGACGAGGGAAUGGGAGCGGAGGAUGAUUAGACGAUAGAUUUUAUGAUGUGAAAAGGGGAAGGAAGGAGAUGAGGGGAUGAGGUUUAUAUGAAGUGCUGAAAGGCUGUGGAAAGGAAAGCAGAUCGCAAUAGGGAGAAAGAAAAGUGCAGGAAAGUACAGGAUGUAAUAGGAACGGAACAGAACACGAGGCGAAGAUUGGAGUUCAUCAACUAGGGAGACAAGGAAAAUUUGGGAUGGGGAUUAGGGAGA